Molecule: messenger RNA, 990 nt
Organism: Drosophila subobscura
Lineage: Eukaryota; Metazoa; Arthropoda; Insecta; Diptera; Drosophilidae
Gene: sgll
Product: pyridoxine-5'-phosphate oxidase
Exons: 2
Coding region: 171-884 (237 amino acids)
Biological process (GO): pyridoxine biosynthetic process; pyridoxal 5'-phosphate biosynthetic process
Molecular function (GO): pyridoxamine phosphate oxidase activity; FMN binding
Source: RefSeq, a predicted model, not a curated record
AGCUAAAACAAUAAUACAUUAAAUAAGCACUUAAGAUAACGUUUUGGCAACCACUAAUCGUGAGAUCUAACCUUGCAACAAGUACGUGACCCUGUGGUCGUAAGCGCAAAAACUAACUAAACCCCCAUAACUCCAUAAAAACAGUGCGACUGCUGCAGACAGUGCGAAAGAUGAGCCAGGGACAGACAGAAGUGCAGCUUUCAGCAUUGCGUCUGAAGUACCGCGAGCGCAAAGAUGCCUUUCUGGAGGAGAAUAUCCAGAUAAAGAAUCCCUUUUGUGUGUUUCGCGAUUGGUUGGAGCUGGCUCUUAAGACGCCGGAGAUCCUAGAGCCCAAUGCCGCAGCCCUGGCCACCGUGAAUCCCGAGGGAAAGCCCUCCAAUCGCUUUGUUCUGGUCAAGGAGGCCACCGCCGAGGGAUUCACAUUUUUCACCAACUACGGGAGUCGCAAGGCCGACGACAUUUUGGCCAAUCCAAAUGUGGCCAUUUCCUUCUACUGGCUGCCUCUCCGACGCAGUGUUCGCAUCGAGGGAGUAGCAGAGAAGAUCUCCAAGGAGGAUUCCCUCAAGUACUUUCAUGAGCGGCCAAGGGCAAGCCAAAUCGGAGCCGCUGCCAGCCCACAGAGUCAGCGCAUUCCCUCCAGAGGCUAUCUGGAUGAAAAGGAAGCAGAUAUCAAAGCCAAACUAGGUCCAGAUGGAGAGGUACCCCUGCCCAAUUGGGGCGGCUAUCUGGUGCGUCCCAAUCUCAUAGAGUUCUGGCAGGGACAGACGGAUCGUCUGCACGAUCGCAUUCGUUUCAGACGUGGCGAUGGAGCGGAGGCGGAGGUCGACGGCAAGCUGGUGCAUGGGGGAGAGGACGGUUGGAUCUACGAGAGAUUGGCUCCUUAAAAAGUGUAAACACUAAAUAGUUAAGAUUCAAAAGCAUUUGCAAUGUCUUCCAAAGCGCUCAGAAGUAGAAAAAUUGAAUUGUUAUUAUAAAUAUGAAGUUAGAAAU